UCUUUGAGUUUCAAAAAUAUCAUCGUCCGGUUCGGUUGUGCGCGCAAGUUCUCUUUCGCAUAAAGAGACCUCAGUGGGACCUAUAAGUUGUUUGCAAUCAACUGACUACCCAACCAAGUACUAGCGCGAGUGAAGCACAGUGAACACUACUAGUCUUUAAUCACGAUAUAAAAACUGUAAAAUGCGUCGUACGUAAGAGAGGAAUCUACACAUUUCAACAAAAUCACAAAAAUUCAAAAAGAAACGAGUGAAACAAGCUAGAGGCCAUUGCGGAGUAGGAUAUGGCAACUAACACGGAACUGCUGCCCUUCCAUCACCAGACAACGAUCGCUGUUCUCAACAAUCUGAAUAAUCACUGCGGCGGAUCCGGGGCAGGGGGCAAUGGAGCCGCUACCAGUGGAUCGGCAAUGAACGGCGGCGCCGGAGCUGGAGCGCCCAGCUGGGCCAUGGACGAACUGUAUCAACAGACUGAGCUGCCCGGGCUGACACGGACUGGAGCCACCGGCACCACGCACCACCACCUGCUGCGCUUCACGCCCUACGCCCUGCACCACCGCCCGCCCCACCAUCAGCUGCCCGCCCUGCCUCCGGCGCUCUACCUGCAGCACGCGGCAGCAGCUGCGGCGGCGGCGGCAGCAGCGGCAGCCCAUGCCCAGCACCAUCACCACCACCACCAUCAUCUCCACCCGCACAGACCAGCUUCGCCGGAGAGUCCACCGCCCGCGGAGGGCACACACAUCAGUAACCUGUUCCCGGAACUCCUCGAGCAGAUCUUUGAGCACCUGCCGGUGCGGGAUCUGGGCAGGGCUGCCCAAGUGUGCACCGCCUGGCGGGAUGCGGCGUACGCCAAGAGCGUUUGGAAGGGCGUGGAGGCCAAGCUGCACCUGAAACGCUCCAGCCCGAGUCUCUUCAACUGUCUGGUCAAGCGGGGCAUCAAGAAGGUCCAAAUCCUAUCCCUGCGUCGCUCCCUCAAGGACCUGGUUCUGGGCGUCCCGGCUCUCACCUCGCUUAACCUGAGCGGCUGCUUCAACGUGGCCGACAUGAACCUGGGACACGCCUUCAGCGUGGAUCUGCCCAACUUGAAGACACUGGACCUCUCGCUCUGCAAACAGAUUACCGACACGAGUCUGGGCAGGAUCGCCCAGCACUUGAGGAAUCUGGAAACCCUGGAGCUGGGAGGUUGCUGCAACAUCACCAACACAGGAUUACUGCUCAUCGCGUGGGGCCUGAAGAAGCUGAAGCACCUCAACCUGCGAUCCUGCUGGCACAUAAGCGACCAGGGCAUUGGCCACCUGGCGGGCUUCAGCAGGGAGACGGCGGAGGGCAACCUGCAGCUGGAGUACUUGGGUCUCCAGGACUGCCAGAGAUUGAGCGACGAGGCGCUAGGACACAUUGCCCAGGGCCUGACAUCGCUAAAGUCCAUCAACCUGAGCUUUUGCGUCUCGGUGACGGACAGUGGCCUGAAGCACCUGGCGCGCAUGCCCAAGCUGGAGCAACUGAAUCUGCGCUCCUGCGACAACAUCUCGGACAUCGGGAUGGCCUACCUCACGGAGGGCGGCAGCGGCAUCAACUCCCUCGACGUGAGCUUCUGCGACAAGAUCAGCGACCAAGCCCUCACCCACAUAGCCCAAGGUCUGUAUCGGCUGAGAUCCCUGUCGCUGAAUCAGUGCCAGAUCACCGAUCACGGAAUGCUGAAGAUCGCCAAGGCGCUGCACGAGCUGGAGAACUUGAACAUCGGCCAGUGCAGCAGGAUCACGGACAAGGGACUGCAGACACUGGCGGAGGACCUCACCAACCUAAAGACCAUCGAUCUCUACGGCUGCACGCAGCUGAGCUCCAAGGGCAUCGACAUCAUCAUGAAGCUGCCCAAGCUGCAGAAGCUCAACCUGGGCCUUUGGCUGGUGAGAUGAUGCGUCCACCACGACUGCAACGCAUGUGCCGCUGAGGAGGCUGCGCGCAGCACUUGCAAUUCCCAAACUUAGAUUCAGGGGGGAAGGGAGGGGGAGUAGGGAGGAAGGAGCGAAGUCGGGCAGACAAGAUACACUGAAAACUCAUAGCUUUCGUUUGCCAUACCACGCGCUGUACUAAAUUUUUUUUCGUACGAAUCGAGUAGAAACGGGCAGAAAAGCAGAAAACAACGCACCAACAACAAAAAGCAAACAAUGAAACACACACACACACAUACACUGGCAGCGUUGGGGAAUGGGGGGACAGAGAUAGACGGCGUCAUGAACAGUGUUGCAGGCUUAGCUUUUUUUUUAUAUCAAAAAUAUAAUAUAUUUUCUUUUUUAAAAAGUAAACAAUUCUGCG
This is a messenger RNA of Drosophila bipectinata, 2310 nucleotides long. It is a transcript of the gene Ppa, whose product is annotated as Partner of paired. The record is from RefSeq and is a predicted model, not a curated record. Gene Ontology annotation, molecular function: protein binding. Gene Ontology annotation, cellular component: cytoplasm. Lineage: Eukaryota; Metazoa; Arthropoda; Insecta; Diptera; Drosophilidae.